ACCUAUUUUUCAGCGUAACAAGUGAAAAAAUUAUUCGUAUUUUUAAAGCCACCCUAAUAUUUAUAAAUAUUUAUGAUUUGCAAACAGACGGGAAUUGGGCAACACUGUAUCAGAUUUUGUGUUUUUUGUCCAGUGAUAUAAUGUAUAUACUGUUAUAACGGGUGAUUUUUUUGAGGUUAGGAUUUUCAUGCAUUAGUAUUUGACAGAUCACGUGGGAUUUCAGACAUGGUGUCAAAAAGAAAGAUGCUCAGUAUGCUUUGACAUUUCAUCAUGAAUAGACUUACUAACGAGCAACGCUUGCAAAUCAUUGAAUUUUAUUACCAAAAUCAGUGUUCGGUUCGAAAUGUGUUUCGCGCUUUACGUCCGAUUUAUGGUCUACAUAAUCGACCAAGUGAGCAAACAAUUAAUGCGAUUGUGACCAAGUUUCGCACUCAGUUUACUUUAUUGGACAUUAAACCAACCACACGAAUGCGUACAGUGCGUACAGAAGAGAAUAUUGCGUCUGUUUCUGAGAGUGUGGCUGAAGACCGUGAAAUGUCGAUUCGUCGCCGUUCGCAGCAAUUGGGUUUGUGUUAUUCGACCACAUGGAAGAUUUUACGCAAAGAUCUUGGUGUAAAACCGUAUAAAAUACAGCUCGUGCAAGAACUGAAGCCGAACGAUCUGCCACAACGUCGAAUUUUCAGUGAAUGGGCCCUAGAAAAGUUGGCAGAAAAUCCGCUUUUUUAUCGACAAAUUUUGUUCAGCGAUGAGGCUCAUUUCUGGUUGAAUGGCUACGUAAAUAAGCAAAAUUGCCGCGUUUGGGGUGAAGAGCAACCAGAAGCCGUUCAAGAACUGCCCAUGCAUCCCGAAAAAUGCACUGUUUGGUGUGGUUUGUACGCUGGUGGAAUCAUUGGACCGUAUUUUUUCAAAGAUGCUGUUGGACGCAACGUUACGGUGAAUGGCGAUCGCUAUCGUUCGAUGCUAACAAACUUUUUGUUGCCAAAAAUGGAAGAACUGAACUUGGUUGACAUGUGGUUUCAACAAGAUGGCGCUACAUGCCACACAGCUCGCGAUUCUAUGGCCAUUUUGAGGGAAAACUUCGGACAACAAUUCAUCUCAAGAAAUGGACCCGUAAGUUGGCCACCAAGAUCAUGCGAUUUAACGCCUUUAGACUAUUUUUUGUGGGGCUACGUCAAGUCUAAAGUCUACAGAAAUAAGCCAGCAACUAUUCCAGCUUUGGAAGACAACAUUUCCGAAGAAAUUCGGGCUAUUCCGGCCGAAAUGCUCGAAAAAGUUGCCCAAAAUUGGACUUUCCGAAUGGACCACCUAAGACGCAGCCGCGGUCAACAUUUAAAUGAAAUUAUCUUCAAAAAGUAAAUGUCAUGAACCAAUCUAACGUUUCAAAUAAAGAACCGAUGAGAUUUUGCAAAUUUUAUGCGUUUUUUUUUUUUUUAAAAAAUUAUCAAGCUCUUAAAAAAUCACCCUUUAUUAUACAGAGAAGGCAUCAGAUGGAAUUCAAAAUGGCGUUAUAUUGGAAUAAG
This is a messenger RNA of Bactrocera dorsalis (oriental fruit fly), 1520 nucleotides long. RefSeq lists its product as uncharacterized. Bases 271 to 1356 code for a protein of 361 amino acids. NCBI's taxonomy places the organism in Eukaryota, Metazoa, Arthropoda, Insecta, Diptera, Tephritidae. The transcript has 2 exons. The record is from RefSeq and is a predicted model, not a curated record. Gene Ontology annotation, molecular function: nucleic acid binding.